Molecule: messenger RNA, 414 nt
Organism: Ficedula albicollis (Collared flycatcher)
Lineage: Eukaryota; Metazoa; Chordata; Aves; Passeriformes; Muscicapidae
Product: feather keratin Cos1-2-like
Exons: 1
Coding region: 1-309 (102 amino acids)
Cellular component (GO): intermediate filament
Molecular function (GO): structural constituent of cytoskeleton
Source: RefSeq, a predicted model, not a curated record
AUGUCCUGCUGCCAGCCCUGCAACCCUUGCUGCCAGCCCUGCGGCCCCUGCCCGCUGGCCAACAGCUGCAAUGAGUGCUGUGUCAGGCAGUGCCAGAGCUCCCACGUGGCCAUUCAGCCGCCUGCUGUGCUGGUCACCCUGCCCGGCCCCAUCCUCAGCUCCUUCCCACAGAACACCGCCGUGGGAUCCUCCACCUCUGCUGCCGUUGGCAACAUCCUCAGCUGUGGUGGAGUGCCCAUCAGCUCUGGGGGCUUUGACCUCUCCUGCAUCACCAACUGCUACGGUGGCAGCAGAUGCCGUCCCUGCUAAAUCUCCUUGGAAUAUCCUUGAACAGGAACUUCCAUGAACUCAGGACCUGGUUCUGAGAAGGAGAUAGAUCUUUGGGACAUUUUAACUAGUGUUUCCAGCCACUGU